Molecule: messenger RNA, 912 nt
Organism: Daphnia pulicaria
Lineage: Eukaryota; Metazoa; Arthropoda; Branchiopoda; Diplostraca; Daphniidae
Exons: 4
Coding region: 95-640 (181 amino acids)
Cellular component (GO): chitin-based extracellular matrix
Molecular function (GO): structural constituent of chitin-based larval cuticle
Source: RefSeq, a predicted model, not a curated record
CCCUUCUUCGGAGCAGCUGACCAACUAUAAAACCCUGUGACUAUUGGACAGCAAUUCAAUCAGUUUUCAACAGCCGACAAGCCGACGACACACAAUGAAAACCUUCGUGAUUUUGGCUCUGGCCGUUUGCGCCGUCUCCGCAUUACCUCAAGGAAGAGUUGCCGUCGAUGAAGUGGCCGUCGAGCCCGAAGCCAAGAGCACCACCACGCCGGUGCCCAUCAUUAAGCAAAUCAACAAGGUGAACGACGAUGGCUCCUACACUUUCGGCUACGAGGCCGGAGAUGGCUCCUUCCGUAUUGAAAAGAAGGAACUCAACGGCUACGUUAAAGGAAAGUACGGCUACGUCGACGAAUUUGGCGUUCUCCAAGUCCUCGAAUACGAGACGGGCAAAUCGGCUGCAAACAAGACGCUCGGAUUCCAGACCUCCGGAGCUUUGAACCCGUUCCCCAUCGUCGUCGGCGAGAGGACCGAGGCCCAGAAAUCCAAAGACAGGGAAUACUCCAGCGUUGAUGACAACGAAGAUGGUAUCCCCGAUGACCAGGAAGGCCGCGCUCGCCGCCCAGUGCCCGCUGCCCAGCAGCCCUUCUUCAUCCCGACCGAGACUGGCGCACCUGCUGCCGGCCGUGUUGAGAGGAUUUAAGAAAAUCAAUCAAAAUAGUAUCUUGUUGCUGCACAUUUUCUUUUCGUUUCCUAUAUUCUGUCGCCCCUCCCCCCAUUUUAAUUUGGCUAGGUCAACUAGCAUGAGAGUGUGAGACUUGACGAUGUCCACCAUAGUCUUUUAUAUCUACUUCCCCAUCCCCCCCACAGUCCCUCCAAUUGCCAACCAGAACAUUUAAAAAUCAUCACCAAUGUUGACUUUGUCCCUUUUUUGCUUCAAAUCGAAUAAAAAAAAGGAUUUCUGUCGUGACUAAA